GCUGUCCUCCAUCUAUCCCCUUCCCCUCCUCCUCUGUCCCGGCCCCUGGGCCAGGGAAUGUGCCGGAUUGGAGAUGCCUUACGUGGAUCGGCAGAACCGGAUCUGUGGCUUCCUGGACAUCGAGGAAAACGAGAGCAGUGGGAAGUUCCUGCGCCGCUACUUCAUCCUAGACACCCAGCCGGGCAGCCUGGUGUGGUACAUGGACAACCCUCAGGUAACACAGUAGGACUGAUGGCUAGCAUUAGCUUGGUCAUUCUCACAAAACUGACAUUUUACAAAAUAAUUCUCGUGUCAUUUUUCACAAUGUCCUCUUGGAUCACUGAGAUUAGCAUAUGUACUUAUCUAUUUCAUAAUUAUUAUUUUUAAUUAUUUUAAUUAUGUUUUUUUAUCAGAUAUUAUGCAUUUGACCACAAUUUCCACAAAAUUAUCAUUCCCUGCAGCAGUCAAAAAAAGUAAUAAACAAAUCAAUUUAAAAUAUUUUUUUACAUUGCUCCCGUAAUGAAAAGGCCUGAGUUAAACAUAAAACCAAAUAAAAUAAAACCAUUAUUAUAACAUGACAUUCCCCAACUUUAGCUUUUUUGCCAUUUCGGUAAUGAGAAGGCCAAGUGGGGUAAAGGGGGUGUUUGAGAAUAAGAACCUAAUUCUGAAGGCAUAAAAGCGAAUAAAAUAACUUCUACUACUCCUCUAGAUCAGUGUUUCCCAAACUCAGUCCUCGGGACCCCAAGGGGUGCACAGUUAGGUUUUUGCCCAAGCACUACACAGAUGAUUCAACUAAUCAUCAAGCUUUGACUAGUUGAAUCAGCUGUGUAGUGCUAGGGCAGAAACCUAAAUGUGCACCCCUUGGGGUCCCCAGGACCGAGUUUGGGAAACGCUGCUCUAUAUGAUGCAUCAUGGGUGAAUAAAACUUUAUUUAAAAACUGAUUGGCAUUUUUACAGGAACUUGAAAAAGUGUUACGGUAAUGAGACAUGUCCUCAGACAGUGUUUGUACCAGGGUUUCCAUUAGCCGGUAAUAAAAAUGAUAACCAAUAAAUAAAACUGCCGCCGGCCAAUUGUCCGCUAGAAGGAAAAAAAUCCCAUUGCAAAAUAAUGUUUUUUAGCCUAUUCAUUGAUGGAAAUAUCAGUCGAUGGAAAUACAUUUGACCGGUCAUGCUUAUCUGUCUAUAGGUUAAUUUGCAUAAUUUCAUGGAAUUAAAUUGGCACGUGUGUAUUUUCGUUAGUCAUUAUGUUUAUCACACGCCCACAGCAUACAGAUACAGAGUCAAUGAGCGGAAAAUUGCAGACAGCGAGAAAGCUGCUGCUACAGCUUCUCAAACAGCUCAUUUGUUGCUGCUGGAGUGAAACUCACUUUUAAAAGCCCGAUCAUUGCGUAACAAUUCUAAAUGCAAUUGCGUGUUAAAAACAGUUUUGAUGGCCACGAUUUAGAAAGAGCUACUAUUUUUAUUUCUCAAUUGGUAGGCUAAUUGAAGCGCGCUUCCCAUUUGCCAUUCAAGUGCAUAUAGGCAACGUUAGGCAGCAUUCAGCGCAUCACACACCACUUUGCAUUGAGCUGGAGGCAGUAUGCAUUUUGAAAAAAUAUACUUAAUUGUCUGAAACCUGAACGUUUUACUUCAUUUUAUGAGACUUGUCUUACCUUACUUCAACGUAAAACCGACCAUAGAAAUAUGGAGGCAAUUAUUUUAUAAAGAUUUCCUUCCACAUGCCAUUGAAACCAGUAGCCUAUUUCUCUCAAUCCUAGUCAUAUUAGCAACCCAUGCUAGUUGUUGCGUCUUUAGAUCUCCCCUCUUUCUACAUUUCUAACAGAUAUUUUCAUCUCUGUCACAUGAAACCGCUUAUAUGUGCAGUGUGCUUUUGACAACAGUGUUUUCCUGCUAAUUGCAUUAUGGAAGGAACAUUCACACAUAGUCUACUGCCUUGUGCUCAUUGCUGUGCUUAUAACGUGAAGAAAUAAGUUGAUCAACAUUUUCAGCAAAACGUGCUGAUCUGUUGCAUCAGCCUCAUUGCUUUUUAAAGUUUGUUUUUGAUGUAGCCUAGGCCUACUGCUUGUAUGAAUAUGGGAUCUAUCGUCCCACAACUGUCCCAGAGUCUGUUUGGAAUAAGUUAUUUAUUUCUUGCACAGCUUGACAAGGUACACUUUUCUACUAUGGGGGAUUGACAUAGGCUAGAGAUUUUGCUGUUCAUUACUUGUCUUGUUGGCUGAGGAAAAGUAAAUGUGGCAGUUAUUCUAACAUCUUCAAAGUGCGCAAUGGAAUUCGGAAAGAAGGACGCACGCAGUUGCAUCCUCGAAUUGCAUGUUCUGUUAAGAUGAAUAACCAUAAUCUAAAUGUGAUUUCUGUCAAUUUGAGCACCGUGGGUGGAUGCAUAUGCAUAUUUCCAUUGCACUGACACUCCACAAACAAGAAACACAUCUUAGAGUUAAAAAUUCUGUUAGUGCUUAUAAAUUGAACCUGCUAAAAAAUGUUGUACUUGUAUUAGAUUAUUAACAAUGGAAUAGGAACCUUGAAUUGAUUACUCGAGUACUCGCACCCAUCCCUAGUUACUGGUGUGGUACAUGGACAACCCUCAGGUGACAGAUGCGGAUGUGUAAGGUCUGACCACUAUGUUUUUACUCAAACCUAAAACCACUGUUGUUCUCAUUAUCAGUUGAAGUCCCCCCCCCCCCCCCAACCACCAAGUGUUUCUUCUUUAGAAUACCCCAAAUACAUAAUAUGAGAACACCCCGUAUAUUAUAAGGUCAUGGUUUGCAACAAUGGACAAUAUUCAAUGAUAUCUAAUAGUUCAUCACCCACAUUUUCCCCUUGUAGAACCUGCCCAUCAGUGCGGACUGUGUUGGCUCACUCAAACUCACCUACAUCUCCAAGGUAAGAGAUUUGCUGAAGAAUUUACAUAUAAUUGAUUUUAUACUGCGUCUUGGUAGGUGCUUGUUGAAAAAGGGAUAUUAAGUACAUUCACUGUGAGUGAUCAUUAACUGUGGUUUUUGUACUUGUCUUGCCUCGUAGGUCAGCGAUGCCACUAAGCAGAGACCAAAGGCAGAGUUUUGCUUCGGUAAGAUUGAGGACAACUAUUCUCUUUCCUCUCAGUUCCUCUGCUCAAUUAAUAUGGAAAUGGUUGUAACUUGGCUCCACUUUUCAAGACCUUCAGUAUUUAUAAACUAAUUCUGAACCACAGCUAUAGAUAUACAGAGUUCGGCAAACGUAGUUUCUAGAUUUAGAAUGUUAGUGGACACCAAAAGUUCCAUUAUUUAUAUGGACAUGGGCUAUUUUUCCCAGUUGCAUGAGCUGAAUUGGCUAAAUGACUAAAUAAUAUGGGGGUAGGUGAGUCCAUGUUUCUGUCCAGCAAUAAAUCCAGCUUUUUUUCAGGAUUGACAUGACAGUGACAUCUCAAAGAGCCAGAAUUUCUCAGUUCAAGGUCUGCCCUGACAGAUGCCACCAUGUACACAAGGCUGGGGUGUUUAGAUUGACUUGAACCUGAGGGAGGAAUGCAUCCUUCUUGCCCUUCUCUUACCUCUAUCACCUCAGCUUGCUUUUCCAGUGGCUAGUCUCCAUGCUAUGGACAACCCUGCAUAGCUUCAGCUGUUUGGCCAACAGAGACAUGCAGGGUAGCAGCUGAUCAGGAUACUGUACAUCAGGGGUCAGCAACAGGCGUAGUUGUUGGUUAAAAAAGACAGGAAAAUCACCAGGAAUUCAGCCAGAAAUUAGUUAAAUUUAGGAAAUCUGUUCCCAAGUACUCCCGCAAACAAAAAACAGACAUAGGCCUAUGUGAUCAUGUCUCAAUGUAAUAAAAGGUAUGAAAUUAUUAUUUUCAAAUACAAUCUCUUUUUGGGCUUAGCUGUGUGUGUGUCAACAUUCCCCCCUUUGCCCUCAAUAGCAGGAAACACUAGUGUGUGACAGGUCUGCCCCCAUCAUCACCACACCGUGUGUGUUGGGGUUUUGACAGGAUGCUGGCAUCCAAAUCGGAACCCAUUCUGGGGUAUUUUUAAACCACUGUUUGCAUGCCAUGUUUAGUUGAUUUCCACAUUUAUUACCAUUGCACCCCUUCCUAACUCCCAUGUCUUUAAAAGUAGCUCUUAAUUGGUGUUUUCAGGAAAAGCCAUUUGGGAAAGGCUGUCAUACUUCCAGAUGGGCUUACAGUAAAACAAGGAUCAGAGUGGCAAGCAAUGAUUCAUGUCCAUGUGUGUGUGGCUCUGAUGCUGCUGCCCAGCUGUGUGACUCAACACACAUGUUUUGUGUGUGAUCGCAGCUGUGAGUCAGAUCUUAGAUAUCCCCCUCCCAGCUUAUUAUUCACUUCCUUUGAAAGCCCCCACCACUCUUGGUCUACACACCCCUUCAGCCAGACUGUGAUACAGUUUAUAGUGGGGUAAAUUGUACGUGCUAACGUGGCAUACACUCCCGUUAGAUAAUACGAUUUUGGUUUCUUCUGGUUUCACUGCUGUCACUUUUGGAUUCAUUUAUAGCUUCAUCUUUAUUUUUUCCAUGAUCUCAUUGUCUCAGUAGCCUAUGUUUAACAAAAUGCCCAUGGCAUGCCUGCCUCUUACUGAUCAUCUCCCACUCAUUGAGUCACUCAUUCAUUCCACACCAUUAAUGUUCAAUCAAUGGUCAGGAUCCAUCUGCUUUCAGUUUCCAUCACUGUGGUUUUUGUGUGGUCAGAACAAGUGGCACUUAGGGAUGGACAUGGUUAUUCGAAUAUCCGAACUGACGUUGGUAUUCGAAUACUUGCAAGAGUAUUAAUUUCUGAAGAAAAAAACCUCAAAGGCCUAUUUUAACAAUGAAAAGGCUUUGUCUAAAUUAAAUGAUCUAUGUGACAUUGCUACACACAAUGAUAUACCAUGACAUUUGAAAUUCUUAAUUCAAUAAAACAAACUUUAGAAUGUAGUUUUUAUGACAUGCGCCCCAUAAAAAGACAUAAGCCUACCAGAGUAGCCUACACCGGUUUCACACGUUUGUUGUUAUUGUCGGCCAAUAAAAGUGACGCUGUCUACUGUCAGUGGCUCUGUGUAGCAAGCAACGUGGUAGAUCUCUAAUUAAUAGUCUAAUAAAAAGCAUGAGCUGGCGCACACCCAGAGAACGUAGAGGUGCUGACCAACGGAGAAUAAACUGUAAGCUAUAAAAACAAAUAAAGAGAGUCGCACACUCUAUGUAUAAACUCCCAGUAAUUGAUUGGGUAAGAAACCACCAACGUUUCGGCAUCACUGUGACUUCUUCAGGUUUCUUACCCAAUAAAUUACUGGGAGUUUAUACAUAGUGUGCGACUCUCUUUAUUUGUUUUUAUAGCUCUCUAAUUAAUGCAAGAAGGAAUACAAAUUACGGAAUUAAAUGAGUUAUAUAAGAAGGAGUAGGCUACAACGAGGAACCAUCAGGUAGGCUGUUUAAUUUGAAUGGAAUUGUUGUAGACAAGGACGGGAAGCGCAGCACAAUACCCUCAAUUAGCCUAGGUAGCGAGCUAGCUAGCUGGCUAACAUAGCUGUUUAUCUUAUCUAGCUUCUUUACAUCGAUUUGAUGCGGUCAAGACAGGCACUACCAGAUGGAAUGACAACCUAUGGCAUGUACAAGUUUGUCUAGCUAGCGCGAGUCUGUUUUGCCCCUGUGGUCACUUGUGCAAGCAACACACACAUACACAUGCACACGCACAUAUAGAAACUUAGAAGAAUUAUGGCCAUUGUCACAAAGUUCUAGUGCUUAAAGCUAUUUGCUGCACCACCACCCAGGCUAUAAUGUAAUUUAACCCAAUGAUCUGAAAGGGAGAGCAGGAAAGUAAAGUAAAGGAAGGGAGGGAUGAAAUAAUUAAGAGACAAAGAAAGAUGGCGACAGGAGCACUCUCCAUGCCAGAAUCACUGGUUCAGAGCUAAUCAGGCUUUGACCUAAAACCUCUGUGUUUGGUGUGUGUAAUUUGUAAUAGCCUUGAGCCCCUUUUUGUUAACAUAUUGGUGGAAGGUCACUAGAAUGGGCUGCUGAUUGCCUUGAUGCAAUUCUCCACUCUCAUAUAAUGGACCCAAUGCUCCUGCUACACCUCCCGAGUGGUGCAGUGGUCUAAGGCACUGCAUCGCAGUGCUAGCUGUGCCACUAGAGAUCCUGGUUAGAAUCCAGGCUCUGUCGUAGCUGGCCGCGACCGGGAGACCCAUGGGGCGGCGCACAAUUGGCCCAGCGUCGUCCAGGGUAGGGGAGGGAAUGGCCGGCAGGGAUGUAGCUCAGUUGGUAGAGCAUGGCGUUUGCAACGCCAGGGUUGUGGGUUCGAUUCCCACGGGGAGCCAGUAUGAAAAAAAAUAUAUAAUAAUAAUAAUGUAUGCACUCACUAACUGUAAGUUCCUCUGGAUAAGAGCGUCUGCUAAAUGACGUAAAUGUAAAUGUAUGCCUUGUCCGAUUAGUAACAGCAGACUAUCCAACCUAGUCUCAGAGCAUUUCCUAUUAUUUUUGCUAUAUAUUUUUUUCUCUUUGAAUUGGGUCACUCACCAUUAGGCCUAUUUUCGAUGUCUUCCAUCUUCUCUUUAUUGGUCUUCCUCUUUCUCAGUCAUCAACGCUGGCAUGAGGAAAUUCUUCCUCCAGGCCAAUGAUCAGCAGGACCUGGUGGACUGGGUGAACGCUCUCAACAAGGCCACCAAAAUCACUGUGAGUCUCACUAAAUGCUGCACUGUCUUUUAUUACUGAGGACCUGUUUCACACACCAGAAGACAUAGCCUAGUCCUCUUUAGAAAACGAUGACUUCCUGUUAAUGACAGAAAUAUUUCCUGGUAAAGUGAGUAAAAUCUCAAGAUUUCACUCGUGUGUGUGAGUCAAGAGGGUGACUGGCAGGGUGGUUAUUGCUAGGAGAGACCUUUCUGGGCGUCCGGUAGCCUAGUGGUUAGAACGUUGGGCAAGUAACCGAAAGGUCGCGAAUACCCGAGCCGACAAGGUGAAAUAUCUGCCGCUGUGCCCUUGAGCAAGGCACUUAACCCUAAUUUGCUCCAGGGGCGCAGUAAACAACAACAAAUUUCACUGCAUGUGAAAAUGUAUGUGACAACAAAACAUCUUAUUUAUUUUUGCCCUUGGUCUAGGGGAGCUGUGGAGUACUCCCACUCAACUCUUGGGAUCCCUGCUAACCCACACACUCCAACCUCAGAAAGGGCUAGAAACAGGAGUAAUCGGUAAAAGUAGUCAAACAGGAGGAAUCAAGGUCUCCUGUACAUGUUAUGAAUGUUUUUCACACCAUUGUCUCUUGCAGGUGCCAAAGUCCUGUGAUGGCCAACAGAAUGUGGAGACCCAGAAAGCCCUUCUGGACAACCUGGGACCCAAGAAGCAGGUCUCAUACAGGACUGACAUCAUCGGGGGAGUUCCCAUCAUAACCCAGAUGCAGGUAGCCAAGGCUAGCCCCUCUACCUAUCCCUAACCCUAGCUAGUUCAUUGUCAGUAGAGUUGCAGUUGAUAGUUUGAGCAUCUACAGAGCAUUUUUAGGGGACUACACAACUCCGGUGUACUUCCCCACAGCAGGAAAGGGGAGAGAGCCAGGAGGGUUCAGAGCGAGAGUUGCUGCAGAGAUCCCACAACCAGCUGCCAUACUUCCUGGGCAGGCCAACCCAGGACAAGACGGUCAUCAAGUCUGGCUAUUGUGUCAAGCAGGGAGCUGUGGUGAGUGCAGGGGACUAUGGUGGGUUACAGUAGGGGGGCUCUUAGUUUGAGGUUUGGUGUGUUACACUAGGGGGGCAGUAGCAUGAAGAAGUAAUGUGUGUUUUUUUUAAUGCUAUUUUCUUUUCCCCAGAUGAGGAAUUGGAAAAGGAGAUAUUUCUUACUGGAGGAGAACUCCAUGAGUUACUUCAAAUCAGAUCUGGUAAGUCCUUUUCAUCAACACUGGAAAGCAUACUGGAAUUACUUAUUACUCAUACACACACUCACAUGUCCUGGCAUGCUCCACCUCAUGUUCCUGGAAUCUUGUGCCUCUGCUACACAUGUCCUAGCAUGUCCCUGUCUCUGUGCCCUACCACACACAGUCCACGAAGAACUUCCAUGCUUGCCCAUAUUUUUCACCAGCAUGUGUCUAUUUAGCAUCAACAGUGCCCAAGGACGGUCUUUCUCCCUUGUCUUCUUUGUGUUCCAAAUAUACUCUAUCAAUAAGGCCUUGAAAGUUGGUUUUGCUCAACAGAAAGUAGCCCGAAAGACCAGUGCAGUAAUUUACCUGUGGCGCUGCGCCACGGCAAACUCAUUGCCGCCACGCCCCAAAAAAUAUGGACCAUGAACAAAUAUUUCUGCCUAGGCGCACUUUGAAGAUGCUGGAACAGUCCACAUUUACUUUUUCUUUGCAAACAAAACGAGUAGGCUAAUGAAUAGGAAAAUCAGACAACCCCGUAGUCAGCUUGUUGUGUCUUCUUCGCGAGAGAAAUAUUCCUCUCGAGGGACAUUCAAGUUAUGAGUGCCACAGGGAGGGAAUUCCCAGAAUCAAAUAUAGGCUGCAAAAAUAGGCUACAUUUAUUUAGUAGGCUGCUCAAAUUUUUACCAGCCGCACCGGUUUACACUUUAUAUGGGCUGAAUUAAUGUAAUAAUUAACUGUUUAACUGAAUUAUCGAAAACAAAUAGGCCUACAUGCUUGCACUUUGUGCAGGCUGUGUAUCCAUCUACUGUGUUCAGGGCUCUACAUUAAAAAAUGUCAUUGGUAGCACUGGUGCUCUAAACUUAGAAAAGUUAGGAGCACCACAUUAAAUUUAGGAGCACCAGAAAAUACGAUUUUUAAAAAUUGAGAUACAGCUUAUAUUGGGCCUAAAAUGAUUUCUAGCUAAUUUGGAAACUCAUAUUGUUCCCUAAAAACAAAUAUGUAACACUAUAAAUACAUUAGUUAAAAUGUUGAUUGAGUGUGUGUGUGUGUGUGUUACGAACACCUGUCAUUGAAAUUACAAAGUCAUUUGUGGAAUAUUAGGUUUCUACAUUGUGUAAAAGCACUAUUUUCCUAUUGACAUGAAUUACAUUGAAAAUUGUACACUGUCUCUUUAAAAACGUCAGGUUUGUUAUGAGGACAUGCUAGAGAUCUGUAAUUCAUUAAUUGCUAUGAUUAUUGAUCUCCUGAAGAAGAUCCCUUUUCCUUUCUUUCUGUGCCCCCAAAUGUUUGGAUAUACUGGUAAAGUUAACAAGUUGUUGGUUAGCUAGCCAAUGUAACAUGGCUGAAAAAAGCGUCAACAAAUGGCUAAUGACGUCGACACGCGCGAGUACUUUCAGAAUGGCCUAGGACAUGUUUUAUGAAUGUAACAUGCGGUCCCAGCGAUAUGCUAUAGGAAGAUAAAAAUGUUGCGCCGUUAAUAUGGGUCAGAUCUUUUGACCUGGUUAGACUAGAAGCAAUCCGUUUCUGAUGUAGUAAUGGUUGCAACCAUGACGCUAACGAAUCUGUGCUUGUUUCUCUAGGGCAAUCUGAAACAACUGUACAGCGAAGCCUUAUCAUUACAAAAAAUAUUAUCGGAAAUCAUAGUCGCACAGUGCUCCCAAAAUAAAACUACUGGUCGCACUGUAAAAUAUUUUGUCGCAUAUUCGACCAAAUUGGUCGCACUUUAGGGCCCUUACCGGCGUUGUCCUUCCAUACUGCGCAGCACCUAUUUCCACGAUUUAUGUUGUAGCCUAUUCCCUUAUCAUAACCUUUCUUUAUAUUUCUCCGGUUAGGCCUACUUUAGCCAUUUUCGCAUGAGCUAGGCUAUCCAGGGAAAGUAAACUUGGCAAAGUGUCGUAUUCUCACGUGGGGAGAGGGACAAUAAGCUCUGCGCGUGGCAAAUUAGAACGUUUUAGCACCACACAAGUAAGGGAAAGUUCCCGGCUCUCAAUGUGUGCAUGGCUGGUAGCCUUAUGUCUACCUCGCCGCUCACAGAAUAUAAUUCACAACACAAUGCUACACAACCAGCUCCAGGGUUGAAAAAAAAAAGUGUAUUAUCGUGAUUUUAAAUAUUUCCGACCCGCAAUGUAACUGUUCUGAACCGCGAGCCGACCUACGGGUUGAAAUAAUGUUUUCAUUCCACCCGCCAGCUGAUUUAUUUUUAUUUUUUUAUUGGCUCACUCACGGGAACCUGGGUCUCCAACCAGAUGCAGGACUCUACUAAUGAUUAGCCCAAUAGGGUAAAUGCAGAUAGGCAACCCCAUGCUUCAACUUAUUUAUUUAUAGCCACUAUGCUACAUUAGCUGGGCUACAGGUGAUAAUGCUUAUUGCUAAUAGCAUACCUGAUUAUAUGGACCAUGCUUAGGCUAUAUGCAUGGUCCAAUAUGUAGAAAUGAUUUUACCAAUAUGUUAUUUAGCUCAUUUUUACAUUUUAGUUUGUGUCAGCAUUUCAUUGAUUUUGGAGUAGAAUGUCCUUUUUAAGAAGUCACAAGAACUGAGCUAUAGCACGCGUUAUAGCAAUUUGUUAUAUAUUUUUGGGCUCUUAAAAUCUAAUGUUAUUUCUUCUCUUUCUCUUGACCUCCCCUCCCCCCUCCUCCUCUCUUCAGGAGAAGGACCCUCUGAAAAUGAUUCCAUUGAAGGAGGUCCACAAAGUUCAGGAGUGCAAACAGAGGUACUGCACACCUCAGCAUUCUCAUGGUUGAAGGAAGCCUCUACAUCCACAUACAGUGGGGAGAACAAGUAUUUGAUACACUGCCGGUUUUGCAGGUUUUCCUACUUACAAAGCAUGUAGAGGUCUGUAAUUUUUAUCAUAGGUACACUUCAACUGUGAGAGACGGAAUCUAAAACAAAAAUCCAGAAAAUCACAUUGUAUGAUUUUUAAGUAAUUAAUUUGCAUUUUUUUGCAUGCCAUAAGUAUUUGAUACAUCAGAAAAGCAGAACUUAAUAUUUGGUACAGAAACCUUUGUUUGCAAUUACAGAGAUCAUACGUUUCCUGUAGGUCUUGACCAGGUUUGCACACACUGCAGCAGGGAUUUUGGCCCACUCCUCCAUACAGACCUUCUCCAGAUCCUUCAGGUUUCGGGGCUGUCGCUGGGCAAUACGGACUUUCAACUCCCUCCGAAGAUGUUCUAUUGGGUUCAGGUCUGGAGACUGGCUAGGCCACUCCAGGACCUUGAGAUGCUUCUUAUGGAGCCACUCCUUAGUUGCCCUGGCUGUGUGUUUCGGGUCGUUGUCAUGCUGGAAGACCCAGCCACGACCCAUCUUCAAUGCUCUUACUGAGGGAAGGAGGUUGUUGGCCAAGAUCUCGCAAUACAUGGCCCCAUCCAUCCUCCCCUCAAUACGGUGCAGUCAUCCUGUCCCCUUUGCAGAAAAGCAUCCCCAAAGAAUGAUGUUUCCACCUCCAUGCUUCACGGUUGGGAUGGUGUUCUUGGGGUUGUACUCAUCCUUCUUCUUCCUCCAAACACGGUGAGUGGAGUUUAGACCAAAAAGCUAUAUUUUUGUCUCAUCAGACCACAUGACCUUCUCCCAUUCCUCCUCUGGAUCAUCCAGAUGGUCAUUGGCAAACUUCAGACGGGCCUGGACAUGCGCUGGCUUGAGCAGGGGGACCUUGCGUGCGCUGCAGGAUUUUAAUCCAUGACGGCGUAGUGUGUUACUAAUGGUUUUCUUUGAGACUGUGGUCCCAGCUCUCUUCAGGUCAUUGACCAGGUCCUGCCGUGUAGUUCUGGGCUGAUCCCUCACCUUCCUCAUGAUCAUUGAUGCCCCACGAGGUGAGAUCUUGCAUGGAGCCCCAAACCGAGGGUGAUUGACCGUCAUCUUGAACUUCUUCCAUUUUCCAACAGUUGUUGCCUUCUCACCAAGCUGCUUGCCUAUUGUCCUGUAGCCCAUCCCAGCCUUGUGCAGGUCUACAUGUCCUUACACAGCUCUCUGGUCUUGGCCAUUGUGGAGAGGUUGGAGUCUGUUUGAUUGAGUGUGUGGACAGGUGUCUUUUAUACAGGUAACGAGUUCAAACAGGUGCAGUUAAUACAGGUAAUGAGUGGAGAACAGGAGGGCUUCUUAAAGAAAAACUAACAGGUCUGUGAGAGCCGGAAUUCUUACUGGUUGGUAGGUGAUCAAAUACUUAUGUCAUGCAAUAAAAUGCAAAUUAAUUACUUAAAAAUCAUACAAUGUGAUUUUCUAGAUUUUUGUUUUAGAUUCCGUCUCUCACAGUUGAAGUGUACCUAUGAUAAAAAGACCUCUACAUGCUUUGUAAGUAGGAAAACCUGCAAAAUCAGCAGUGUAUCAAAUACUUGUUCUCCCCACUGUAUAUCGCAUGCAAAUUUGAUUUUGUUUACUUAUCUUUGUAUAUCCAGUGACAUCAUGAUGAGGGAUAAUCUCUUUGAGGUCGUCACCACUUCUAGGACCUUUUACAUUCAGGUGAGAAUAUUCCAUAUAAUGUCUAGAUUCAUUUUAAGAAUUAUCCCUCUCAGUAUAUGUAUUUCCCUCACCUCUGAAUCUCCCCCUUUACAAUUUGCCCCCUACCCCCACUCUCUCUCCCCCUUCCCCUCCCUCUAUCCCCCUGCCUCAUUGUCCCCUGUAUCCUCUCUCCCUGCAGGCUGACAGUCCAGAGGAGAUGCACAGCUGGAUCAAGGCUGUCUCUGGGUCCAUCAUAGCACUGCGGGGACCUGGGAGAUCUGCAGCCACAGUACGUAACCACCCACCAGGCCACUGGGAUGAUAGGGCUACUGCAUGCCCUCUGGCUCUUCUGUUCAGUCUCCUGUCUGUCUGGUCCUUAGUAACAACACAAAUUGAUCUGUUCUCUAUUUGUCACGUGUUCAUGGCAGCCCAACACACACAUAUACACACACAAACAAUGAGGAUGCAGGAAGGAGUGAAAAGUACAUGUCACAUUCUGUACUCACUACAGAGGGUAGAGGUUGGUCCCCCUCCUACUGUAGCUGUUAGCCCUCUUUCUGAGAGUGGCAUUGCAUAGGCAGUCGCCACAUGUCUACUCUUUUCUCUUUCUACCACUCCCUCUCUUUCCCCCCUGUACUGUGGGCUAGCCUGGCCCUUCCCAGCCUGCUCUAAUCCAGCUGUCCACUGUCUUUUCCCCCUGUACUGUGGGCUAGGCUGGCCCUUCCCAGCCUGCUCUAAUCCAGCUGUCCACUGUUGUUGCAGAUGCGGCAAGCCAGAUGGCUGUCGAACCCCUAUAUACAGAGGUAUACGGCCCGAAUCGGGGAGUGCAGCACGUAUGUCAGCUCCUGUUCCCCAAAGCUCCUUCUCUGUGCUGUUGUUUUUCACUAACCUUUGGUUUUCGAUGUCAUGGAGUGGACUGGAGAGUCACCAAUCUGCCUCCCUAAAAAACAAACUGUAAAUGUCCCUCCCUGUGUGGGCUCUAACCCUUCCACCCCGCUGCCCAUCCCAUAACUGCAACUCAGUCCUUCUCUCCUCUACCUGUGCUUCUUUGCUUUUCCUGUCAUUCUGUUCAUGCUCUACCUCAGCUCUGGGGUUAGUCCCAUAAACUCAUUCCCUUGACUUAAUGUAGCUUAAAGGGAUAUAGCGGGAUUCUGGCAUUUAGAGUCUGAUGAAGUCGUUGAUACCAUUUUUAUAGCUCUGCGUGCUGUAUAAAGGAAGUUAGUGGUAGUUUUGCAAGCCGUUAGUGCAAUGACUGGAAGAUUACAGGUACAGUAGCAAAGCUAGUUAGCAUUGGCUCGCAAUAUUACCGCUAACUUCCUUUAUACAGCAUGCAGAGACAUGAACUAGUGGAUACCAUUUUUAUCUGACUCUGAGUAAGUGCCAGAAUCUUGCAGUAUCCCUUUAACUUCCCUGGACCUCUGCAGCCAGUCACUGCCUCCCAUUCACUUCCACACCCACUCAUCCCGCUCUUAACUGCAGGUAGCCCAGGGGUUAAGAGCGUUGGGCCAGUAACCGAAAGGUCGCUGGUUUGAAUCCCGAGCCUACUAGGUGAAAAAUCUGUCGGUGCCCUUGAGCAAGGCACCUUAACCAUAAUUGCUCCUGUAAGUCGCUCUGGAUAAGAGUGUCUGCUAAAUGAAUAAUAUGUAAAUGUAACUUCCUAUUGAGGCCCUGUUGUCGCCAUUGAAGAUGUAACUUUUUAAACAUCCCUCUGCAACUUUGAAACUCUUACCACACUCACACACACACAUUUGCAAUCUGUACUAACGCAUCUCUGGUACAAACACAAUUUACAAAAAGUAUAAAAUCACUGGUUUCCCCUUUCAAUGGUCUUCGUAUUGAUUGUCCAAUGGGUGUAUAAUGGAGCCAGCCUGAUUUGAGUCUUACCUUAGUGUGCACUUGUUCACUUCCCUUAAUGGAUUUAAAAGUAAAGGACAAUAUGGUGGAAAAACACCCAAUGUUUUUAAAUGCAUCGUGGGGAGGGAGUGUAUGAAUGCAAACUUCAGGAGAAUUGGGACGCAACCUUAGGCUACCUCUCUAAGAUGUGCUGCAGUGUUGUGUAAAAAAUGUUGUACAGACCUGUUUCCUGUUUCUGUCUAUAUCACUUCAUAUGUGUCUCACACUCUCCUUGUCUCUCUCUCUGUGUCUCUCUGUGUCUCUCUGUGUCUCUCUCUGUGUCUCUCUCUGUGUCUCUGCAGUCUCCUGCAGCUGUGUACCUGUCUUAGAUGUCUCACAUCCUGCCUGUCUCUAGUUCCACCUCCUGUCCACUGCCUGUAUGACUGUUUACUCUCUCACACACCCUCAACUUACAUAAUAAUAAUAAUAUGCCAUUUAGCAGACACUUUUAUCCAAAGCGACUUACAGUCAUGCGUGCAUACAUUUUUGUGUAUGGGUGGUCCCGGGGAUCGAACCCACUACCUUGGCGUUACAAGCGCCAUGCUCUACCAGCUGAGCUACAGAGGACUACACCCAGUUAAUUUCUCAUUUUCUAAACAAAGACAAGUUUUGAAUUAACUUUAUCUUUGGGAGCUAAACCACAGUCUUAUUCACAUAAAUAGCUGUUUUAUGUUUGUGUUGUGUAUGUUUGUUUGAUGACUUCUUCUGUACAUGUACACUCGGAAGCUCUUGAACUAACCGACCUAACAUACCUGAAGAAUCACAUAGCCCUUUGUUUGCUCACACAUGGGCUGUUAUGGUGUAGGUGUUUCUGUUGCAUGGUCUGCUUCAAGUCAUCCAAUUAAACUGCACAUAUGUUUUUGACAAAUGUUCUCUGUCCGGCUGCAUGUUUGAAUGCAUGGUACAGAAUUAUGAAGACUUUGGUGAAACAAACACCAACCGGUCACUGACAUGUUCUUUCUUUAUUCCUCACCCCCUCUUGUUUUUACAGAGCGUGAAAUCUGACAGUGAAAUACUAACUUUCAAAAACACGACCACUACUACUACUGCUUGCACUACCACUGCAACUGUCACGGCUUUCCCAGCACUUCUACUGUCCGCUACUACUACUACUACUACUACUAAUACUACUACUACUACUACUUCUACUACUACCACUGCUGCUGCAUCAGCCGCUGCACCACAAGUCUGGCACUGACUCUAUUCACAACUCACUAUGUUUUCCAAAUUAGACUCGUCAUUGCCCUUGGUCCCUGUCUGACUGUGAUUUUGUGGGACACGCCCCUCUCUCAGCAGGAGCACUGUGGCCGUUCCUUCCCUUCCACAUUCUACCACAGCCACCCGGGGCCCCCCGUCCCUCGCUCGCCCAUAUCUGCAGUGCCACCCUACCCAGGGUGCCCUGCUGUCGCGGGCGGCGCACGCCCGGAGCCUGGCGUGGGACAGCGAGCAUUUCAUGAGCCUCCUGCCACGACCCAGCCACGCCCGACUGUCACUGCAGGAGACACUCCUGUCCAAGUGACUGCCGCCACCGCCCUCGAGUCGCCAUGGAGACGGCGCAGCACCUUUGAGGGCUACCCACCAGAACCCCCCCUUGACCUGGACGCUGCCGACCUG
Coregonus sp. 'balchen' is the source of this 15712-nucleotide messenger RNA. The record is from the annotation of a GenBank genome assembly. Lineage: Eukaryota; Metazoa; Chordata; Actinopteri; Salmoniformes; Salmonidae.